Messenger RNA from Vespula pensylvanica (western yellowjacket), 488 nucleotides. RefSeq lists its product as uncharacterized. The record is from RefSeq and is a predicted model, not a curated record. Lineage: Eukaryota; Metazoa; Arthropoda; Insecta; Hymenoptera; Vespidae. The transcript is spliced from 2 exons. Bases 29 to 442 code for a protein of 137 amino acids.
GAAAUUAUUGAAAUUUAAAAAGUUCUGAAUGGAGUGGUUUUUCUCGCAAAAUGACUGCAUUUACAAACCGUACCGAAUGUACAACGAUAACAGCGAAAUCAAAGGAUACUGUAUACCAGUCGGAAAUACUCUUCCUCCGUGUACACCAGUCGUAACCGUGGCGACAAGAACGAAAUGCGUCGCUGUACGAAUCGUUAUUUCGCUUCUCCUUUUAAUUUUAAUAAUGACCAUCGUUUAUCGGAUGUCAACGAGAAAUCUACCAAAUUUCAAUUAUCGUCGAAGAGUCCCGCAAAAUCCACGUUUCGAUGAUGCACUGAUUGGUAACUUAAAUCAAACUUUGAUUCCAAACUCGAAACUUGAACAACCUGACAACGCCAAUAAGCCACAAGAAACUCCGGAUAAUCUUGAGGAAGCAGUAAAGACUGAAGAGAUGGAUCAAUAAAAUUUACAAAGUUCGUUUUGUAAAAUAGUACAAAAAAAAAGGAACA